Molecule: messenger RNA, 1185 nt
Organism: Candida tropicalis MYA-3404
Lineage: Eukaryota; Fungi; Ascomycota; Pichiomycetes; Serinales; Debaryomycetaceae
Gene: GCV1
Product: glycine decarboxylase subunit T
Exons: 1
Coding region: 1-1185 (394 amino acids)
Biological process (GO): glycine catabolic process
Cellular component (GO): mitochondrion
Molecular function (GO): aminomethyltransferase activity; protein binding
Source: RefSeq, a predicted model, not a curated record
AUGUUGAGACUUUCAUCCAAGAGAUUAUAUUCUACUGCUUCGAACUUAAUCAAGACUCCAUUAUACGAAGCACACAUCGAACUCGGUGGUAAGAUGGUGCCGUACGCUGGGUUUGAAAUGCCAGUUUUAUAUAAAUCCCAAUCUCACAUUGAUUCACAUAAUUGGGUCAGAUCCAAAGUAGGUUUAUUUGAUGUUUCUCAUAUGUUGCAACACAAGAUUACGGGUAAGAAUGCUAGAAAAUUGUUACAAAAGAUCACUCCAAUUGAUUUGGACACUUUACCAGUCAACACUUUCAGUUUGUCUGUAUUGUUAAAUAACGAAGGUGGUGUAAUUGAUGAUUGUAUAAUCACCAAACAUGGAGAAGAUGACUUCUACAUGGUUACAAAUGCAGGAUGUCGUGACAAAGAUAUUAAGUUUAUCAAAUCUGAACUUGCAAACUUUGACGAUGUUAACCAUGAUACUUUUGAAAGUACAUUAUUGGCUAUUCAAGGUCCAAAAUCACAAGAAAUUUUACAAAAAUUUACCAAUGAAGAUUUAAGCAAGAUUUAUUUUGGUCAAACUAAAUACUUGAAUCUUUCCCCAAUUAGCGAAUCAGUUCAUUUAGCUAGAUCUGGAUAUACUGGUGAAGAUGGUUUUGAAUUAUCUAUUCCAUCCUCCAAUCCACAAGAAUCUAAGCAAUCAUUGGAAUUUUUCAAAUCUUUAAUUAAUGAUUACCCUGAUACUGUCAAAGCUAUUGGAUUAGCUGCUAGAGAUUCAUUGAGAUUGGAAGCUGGUAUGUGUUUAUAUGGUCACGAAUUAACUGAAGAAAUAACUCCAGUUGAAGCAUCUUUGAGUUGGUUAAUUCCAAAAACUCGUCGUGAAUCAAAUAAUGAAUUCAAUGGUGCUAGUAAGAUUUUGAGUCAAUUGAAAGAUAAAUCUUCAUUUACCCAUAGAAGAAUUGGUUUGACUUCAAAAGGUCCAGCUCCAAGAGAAGAGAGUAAAAUAUUCAAUGAAGAUGGAACCAUUGAAAUUGGUUACGUUACUUCCGGUUCUGCUAGUCCUACAUUGGGUGGAAAUGUUGCUCAAGCUUACAUUGAUAAGAAAUACAAGAUUGGUUCUAAUAUUAAGAUUGAAAUCAGAGGCAAAUUAAGAGAUGGUAAGAUUGCAAAAUUACCAUUUGUUCCAAGUAACUUAUAUAAGCCAUAG